CUCCAGCCUCGCGCAAACCACCUCUUUCAGACAUCACAUUUUGCAACUUCCGGCAACAAUAGGAAUGGCUCCAUGCAGAUUUUUCGCUCGAGGAUCGUGUACUUACGGAGCGCGUUGCAAAAACUCGCACGAUGAUGGACAGGAUGGCCAGGCUCCGUCGUUAGGACCGCCUCUCAGAGCAACCACGUCGCACAAGGCAUCAAAUGUGCAAAACGGCACUGUUGCCCAGUCGGGAGAUUCGAAAGAGAUUUGUUGGUUCUUUUCUCAAGGAACUUGUACAUAUGGAGGAACUUGUCGUAAAUCCCACGAUUUGGUUCCAGGCCCGUCUGCGAGCAGCUUAGAUCGAGAGAUCGAAAUCGUCUCAGCGCCACCGACCGGAAAUAUCUCUGCCACCAAGUCUGUUACAGUUCAACGGCUACCGAUUCGAUCUCUAAAAGCUGAUGUUCGGCCAUUUGUACCUACUUCGAGCCGCGCCAAUGAAACUCUUCAAGAUCAAGCGGCAAGUCAACCCCCUUCAUGCGUUUUCUAUGCGAAGGGAUAUUGCAGGAAUGGAAUCGAGUGUAUCUACAGUCAUGAUGGCCAGUCGUUACACUUUCAAGUGCUCGUGAUCUACAGAAGGGCGACGGUGCUGGUACGCGCACUGAGGACAAACAACAAUCAAGCCUGGUUGAAGUCGAUGCGGCUUUUACAGAAAUUCAUGGAGCAGCUGUAACUUUCUCAGCAGGUUCUAGAGUAUCGUCUAUCAAACUAGCUUCGGAUUUCUCGACUAUCCAGAUUUCAGGAAUGCCGGCUGGAGCUGGACAAGACGAGGUCCGCGCCGUAUUAGCAGGCCUAAAUUUUGCGGAGUUGGAAGCAACUAUCACGGUCAAGCAACUUGGAGGGAUUGGUGCUGUGGCGGACGUCAAAGUCGAGAAUCCUACCUUCGCAACAGAUGCCACAAACAGAUUCCAGGCUCGCCAGCAAGAAGAGCAAUUCCGUCGACUCAACAUCAAACCAUUACUUGCAUCAUCAGCCACCGGCACUCUGGGAAAUCGUCUUCAGCUGAGCACAGUCUCUUGUUCCUGGUACCAGGCUUCUUGCGUUGCAUGGCUAACCUACCCCUCUCAUCGAGCUGCGGAGGCUGCCUUGCAUCGACUCAAAUCGAGAAAGAUUCGAGGACGAGUUCCUGAUUGCGCCAUUCAAGGCGGCGCAUUCAGAUCCUUUACGACCACCCUCCAGAUUGGGAAUUUAGCUCCAGGGACAACAGCCAAAUCCAUCUGCGCUCAACUAAAUGGUAACUUGCCUACGAAAACAACAAUCGGCGACGCCUCGUAUGAUGCCUCAAAUGACAUGGCUGCAAGUAUUGUUCGAGAGAAGCUGGAUAAAGUAGGCGCACUUGCAUCUUUCGACUCCAUAGUAGUCGAUGGCAGCAACAAAAUACAAGCCCUGGCAGUGUUUGUUGAUCGAGAGAGGGCAUUGAGAGCCAUUCGUGACCUACACAGCUCCAAGAUGCCAGAGCUGGGAAAUUCCAAACUCUUCCUCAGUCAAGCUGUUUCAGUCAAGUACAAUGUUCUUUCAGCAGUCGUUGACAUCCUGAAAGCUGAAAUUGAUCAGCUACGAAGCGAACUGUGGACUAAAUCCCAUACCACCCUCAGGAUAUAUCCACGAGAUCCGAUGAAGCAGUUUACCGCCAUCAAGUUGUUUGGGGAGGGACACAAAGAUAUUGCCGACGGGAAAGCUGCAUUUGAGUCUCUGCUGGCUGGAUCUGUGGUCAUGGAUCAAGAUUCGGUGCUCUGGUGUUCGUACUUCUCUCGGGAGAGCUGCCUUGCAUACCUGCAAGAUUUCAAUAAGACACAUGGCGUGUACAUCAAUCGCGACAAUCGAAAGCUCCAGUUGACAAUAUAUGGUGGAUCCGAAGCAACCCGGAAUACGGUGCAAGAAGUUCUCAAAGACAAAGUCAAAUCACUUGAGACCGGUACCCACAAACUCAUAUUGACCCCUGAUCUCUUACAAAAGGCAAUGCGAGGUGGGAUGAAGGAGCUGAAAGCUCGAUUCGGGAGCUCCGUCAGACUUGAUGUUUCCCUGCCUAAGACAAUCUCGAUCACAGGAUCUGCUGCCGACUUCCAAGAAGCUCAAGCUCUGCUUGAUGCUACGAGCAAUUUUGGCAAAGAGAGAGAAGAUGACAAGGUCGAAAGCGAUUGUGUUGUGUGCUGGACCGAGGCUGAUGACCCAUUGAAACUGACCUGUGGCCAUGUUUACUGCAAAGAGUGCUUCAAUAUCCAAGCCUCCACGACCGAUGGUUCCCAGGCUGUCGUCUGCGCCGAAGCGACUUGUGGCUCCCUUUUUGAGAUGCAAGAGCUGAAAUCCCUCCUUCCAUACACCACAUUCGAGAACCUUCGGCAUGCAUCGUUCCAAGCCUACGUUCGUGCGCACCCCAAAGACUUCCAAUACUGUCCAACCCCAGACUGUCCCCAGCUCUACCGAUACACUGAGGAUGGAACGGCCAUUCUGUGCACUCAUUGCUUGAUGUCCGUCUGUACAUCCUGCAAGGUCGUGUUUCACGAUGGCAUGAGUUGCGAGGACUACAAGGAUCUCUCUUCGGAAGGCACCAAAGCAUUUGAGAUAUACAUGAAGGAAUCGGACACGAGGCGUUGUCCGAAAUGCACCUUGGCCAUUCAGAAAACUUAUGGCUGUAACCAUAUGGAGUGUGCGGAAUGUAAAGCACAUAUUUGCUGGGCGUGUAUGAAAGUUUUUGAGACUUCGAAGGAGUGCUAUGGCCAUAUGACAGAAGCGCAUGGAAGUUAUGGUAUAUGAUAUGGAUGGAAUUGCUGAAAUGACGGAUAAAAGAUUGUAAUGCGACUUUCAGCUGUAAGUGAACUUCAUCAAGCAUUGCAGCUAGGGCCACUCACUUGGGAAGAUGUUGAGAAUCUGAGAUAGCCUUCUAUCGGCAUUUAUUCUGUCCAAAUCAAUGCCAAAUAUCAACUAUGAUAUGAUGUGUUAGAUCACUUGAGUCUUGAAGGAGUCAAACGAUAUGUUAUCGACAAGUUAAUUCAGGCCUCUUUAUGGAUGAGACGAGACUGACUGCCACGAGCCACAUUAUUCCACGCUUGCUUCCGCAGCUUCGUCCUAAACAAGAUAUCCUAGAUACUCGAUACCGAUGAAGAUAGAACCACUAUCAGUAAUGGUCUUCUAGCUCAGGUUAACGACAUUUUCCUCAGGGCAGGGCCGGCUCCUGCCUCCGCCCGUCCAAGAUGCUCACCAUCUGCAUGAGGCAACUCUACCUGCUCCAUUAAGCUCUCAUCCAGAUCAGACGCGCUAUGGUAACUGCUAUCGACCAAAAAAGUAUAUGUGACGAGAAGGGGAAGAAGAGGCCCUUGGACAAGGUAUACGACAAGAGUAACUAUGCUCCCAGCUAUAAACAGUCCUCGAAGCCAGGUCUAGUACCGCAUGAACAAAGUAUUGCUCCAUUGAGUUAGAAAGUCAAAUUGUUCACGGGUUGCAGAUGAAAAUG
This is a messenger RNA of Cadophora gregata, 3490 nucleotides long. RefSeq lists its product as uncharacterized. Bases 784 to 2793 code for a protein of 669 amino acids. Lineage: Eukaryota; Fungi; Ascomycota; Leotiomycetes; Helotiales; Ploettnerulaceae. The transcript has 2 exons. Gene Ontology annotation, biological process: proteasome-mediated ubiquitin-dependent protein catabolic process; protein linear polyubiquitination. The record is from RefSeq and is a predicted model, not a curated record. Gene Ontology annotation, cellular component: ubiquitin ligase complex. Gene Ontology annotation, molecular function: zinc ion binding; ubiquitin-protein transferase activity; ubiquitin binding.